ACGAAGAUCGACCGGUAGAUCGAGAGCUUUUCCCUCCGGCUCAGCUCUGUUUUCGUCACAACGGUGCGGUAAAGCGAAUGCAGGAGAGUCAUUGCCUCUGAUUUAAUGUUUAGAGUUAGGGUAUGUUCAGAUCAUCUUAAAUUAAACAUUUAGGUAUUGUACUUCCAGCCCACGUGCCAUCCCGACUCUUAUCCAGGAGGUGAUCUUGAGGUGUUUCUUAUAUUUAAGUGGGUGUGUUGUUUGGUGUGCAAGUCCCAGAUAGAUCUUUGUCAUGGCUGUGAAGUCCUAGGUGGCAAAUAAUUGCCUAACAAUAAUACAAUUAACAAUAGGGCAAUCUACAUGGUAUGAUCAUAGUAAACAUAACUGUUUUAAAGUUUAACAAAUGUAUUGUAUAAUAUAAUAAUACGUACUUAUAUAAUAAGGAAGUUGCAUUCUGGCUAAAAAAUGAGGAAAUAGCACAUCACUAGCCACUACUCAAAUAGCUCUGUCACAAACACUCACAAAGGCACUCACCUCCAAUCUACCGACUUUGUGCACAUGGCUCCUUUUCUUGUUAUCGUUGUUACCCUCUGUGGACUCACAGGAACUCACAGCCUCACUACGGUGAGUGAAGAAGUGUCUGUGAAAGUAGGGGCCAGGGUUUCCAUUCCAUGUCUAUACCAACCAAGCCAUAAGAACCAUGUUAAGUACCUUUGUAAAGGAAGGGUUUGGUUUGUAUGUGAUAAAAUAAUCACAACCAACUCAGGGAGUAGUUUUCCAGAAGGCCAGUACACAAUCUCUGAUGACCCGGACCAAGGGGUCUUCACAGUAUCCAUCACAAGCCAAGAGGAGGGAACGCAAUCCUACUGGUGUGCUGUGGAGAUACCUGAUGCCUCAGAUGAGAAAACAUGCUUCCAACUUUUAGUGUCCGAAGACGAGUCCAGUCUGUAUGUGGAUCAACAGGAAAUAAUAGGAUUUGAUGGAGAUAGAAUAAAUAUCAGUUUUCACUCUAAAAAACACGGCAAACCAGGAUGGUGCGAACUGGACCACUGCAAGGAGCAACAGGAUGGCUUUAUUGAAGGUUCACAAUACUCAAUUGAUGCAAGCAAACAAGGUGUUUUUGUGGUGACUAUGAAAGACCUAGACAUGGAAAGCAGUGGUUGGUACAUUUUUUCCCAAGGAAAACGAAAUAUGCCAAUACAUCUUACCGUUGCUGUAAAUUCAAAGACAACGAAUACACCAACCUCAACAACUGUGAGCACUUUGUCAGAUGUGUCCACUAAAAAGAUUACAGAGAAGAAACCUGAUGUUCCGAGAAACAACCUAAAGAACCUGCUCCUUCCUUUGGGCAUAUUGCUGUUCAUUAUAUCAGUGGUCCUGUUGGUUUCGUGGAUGUUCCACAGGCGAGCCAAAAGAAAACUUACAGCAAUCACAGUGUCGUCUGAAACAGACGUUGUUUAUAGUAGCGUGAUUCCGAUGCAUUCCAGGGCAGCACAGAAUAAACCUACUGGUGACAUGAAUCUCAAGAAAAACCCAAAGGAGGAUGGAAAUAUAACAUACAGUGUUAUUGGCCCCCAUCCAAGAAUAUAAGGUAUAAUAAAUCAUCCAUGCCAUUCAAUUGACCAUACGCUGGUGACUUCAACACUGAAGAUGACUUUCCUUCGCAUUUUGAGUAGGCUCCUAUUUAUCUUACAUGUAUACAAUAUAAAUGUGUCCUCCCUGUAAACUAUCCAGAAAAUAUCCACUAGUAAUUAUUGCCAACUGUGUCCUCCCCCCCCAAACACACACACACAGAAACAUAUACACACCUAUACGCCCCCCGCCCCCAAACAAACACACACACACACACACACACACACACACACACACACACACACACACACACACACACACACACACACACACACACACACACACACACACACACACACACACACACACACACACACACACACACACAGGAGCAAGGAUGAGUUUAUUUUUUAAACCCAAAAUAAUAGUUUAUAUAUCUUUUAGCUUGGAUUGUUUCUAAAUGUAUCUGAAGACAAUAUUUGCUAUUGCAAUGGGCCUACAUCUUGCAAAAAAUCCGUACCUAAUAAGUUAUUAACUUAAGUACUCAACAACUUCACAUGCUAAGUGCUAAGAAAUGUAUGUAGGCCUAUGUAUUUAAUAUUAUUUGUUUGUAUGCUACUUGUACAUAAAUAAGCCAUGUCCUGUGUCCACGUAAUUGGGGUAAAAAUUGCAACGUGUAAACACUUUAAAAAUAAAGCCUUUCUAUUCUACUCUGCUAUAUUUUACUGAACUAUAUUCAUUAUGUAACUGCAUAUUUUUCUUAUGAUCAUAUGGUAAUUAAAACAUUUGGUGAGUGUGCU
Messenger RNA from Gadus chalcogrammus (walleye pollock), 2351 nucleotides. RefSeq lists its product as uncharacterized. The transcript has 8 exons. Lineage: Eukaryota; Metazoa; Chordata; Actinopteri; Gadiformes; Gadidae. The record is from RefSeq and is a predicted model, not a curated record. The coding region runs from base 538 to 1569 and encodes 343 amino acids.